AUGAAUCAUCCUAUGUUCUUGAUUACUGAAGUCCUCUUUAUGGUUAAGUCACCUUUUGAUGGGCAUUUACAUUGGACACAUGACUUUUCACAUUCUUUGCUCUGCAGAUCAGUACAGAGAUGGGACCACACACAAAUCAGCCUUCAGAAUUUCUCCUACAUGUGGAACAUCAACAACUUUCAUUUUUUUGUGGAGGAAAGGACAGAAAGCAUUAGAAGCCCAACUAUCUCAACAGAAGCCAAUGACAAAUGGUGUUUGACAGUAAACCCGAACGGAUUCGAUGAAGUAAGUGCAGAUUACCUGUCAGUUACCCUAGUUUUGCUCAGCUGUCUAAAGAGUCAUGUUUGGGCAAAGUUCCAGUUCUGGAUCAUAAGCGCCGAAGGAGACAAAACACAAACUAUGAGGUGCCCAAGAGCCAUUAGGUUCGUUCCAGGCCGUGGCUGUGUAUUCAAAAAGUACAUCCUUCGAGAUUUCCUCUUUUCCAAUGCGCCUCAUCUUCUCCCAGAUGACAAGCUCAGCCUGCUCUGCACUGUGAAUGUCGUCCAGGAAUCCUUUAGAAUCUCCCACCAGAACAGGAAGCUAGGGAUUCAAGUUCCCAGAUGCACAUUGGCAGAUGAGCUAGGAGAGCUGUGGGAGAAUUCCCAGUUCACAGACUGCUCCCUGGUGGUAGCUGGUCAGGAAUUCCGGGCUCACAAGGCCAUCUUAGCAGCUCGCUCUCCAGUUUUCAGAGCCAUGUUUCAAAAUGACAUGGAGGAGAGCAGAAGGAACCGCGUUGAGAUCCCUGACCUGGAGCCACAAGUCUUCAAGUCAAUGAUGGGCUUCAUUUACACCGGGAAGGCACCAGACCUGGACAGCAUGGCAGAUGCAGUGUUGGCAGCUGCUGACAGGUAUGGCCUAGAGCAUUUGAAGGUCAUGUGUGAGGAUGCCCUGUGCAGGGACCUCUCUGUGGAGAAUGCUGCCCACACUCUCUUCCUGGCCGACCUCCACAGCUCAGGGCAGCUGAAAACCCAGGCACUGAAUUUCAUUACAGCUCAUGCUUCUGAGGUCUCUGAGACCUCAGGCUGGAAGAAAAUGGUGGGCUCCUAUCCCCAUUUAGUGGCUGAAGCAUACCGUUCCUUGGCUUCUGCUCAUCUCCCUUUCUUGGAGCCCCCUUUCAAACGAUUGAAGCAAUCCUAG
Molecule: messenger RNA, 1176 nt
Organism: Peromyscus eremicus (cactus mouse)
Lineage: Eukaryota; Metazoa; Chordata; Mammalia; Rodentia; Cricetidae
Product: speckle-type POZ protein-like
Exons: 1
Coding region: 1-1176 (391 amino acids)
Biological process (GO): regulation of proteolysis; proteasome-mediated ubiquitin-dependent protein catabolic process
Cellular component (GO): nucleus; cytoplasm
Molecular function (GO): ubiquitin protein ligase binding
Source: RefSeq, a predicted model, not a curated record